CUAAGAUAUGGGCCUGGGUCCGAGUACCCGAAGUCUGCCGGGUCAUGAAUUCCUCUCUUCUUCUCCAAGUCACUUCCCUUCGCCAUAUACUCCCCCUAAUUCAUCCAUCUCAUAUUUUUCCUAUAAUUUCUCAAUUCAGAGAAAAGGGCAUAGAGGGAUCGAUCUACACACACAGAGACAAAGAUGGAAUGCGUUUUCGGGAUGGUGGGGAAAGGUUUUGCCUUGGUGGUAGCAGAUACAUCGGCGGUUAACAGUAUUCUAGUUCACAAAUCGAACGAAGACAAGAUCAUGGUUCUCGAUUCUCACAAGCUCAUGGGCGCCAGUGGUGAAGCUGGUGAUCGAGCUCAAUUCACGGAGUAUGUACAGAAAAAUGUAUCUCUGUAUCAAUUCAGAAAUGGGAUUCCACUAACUACCAAGGCUGCUGCAAAUUUCAUGCGUGGUGAGCUUGCUACAGCUUUGAGAAAGAAUCCUUAUAUGGUGAACAUUGUGUUAGCGGGGUAUGAUAAAGAAACGGGCCCCUCUCUGUACUUCAUUGACUACAUUGCAACACUACACAAAGUUGACAAGGCGGCGUUUGGUUACGGUUCAUACUUUUCUUUAGCCAUGAUGGACCGCCACUACCACCCUGACAUGACGGUUGAUGAAGCCAUCGCGUUAGCCGAUCAGUGCAUUGAGGAGAUUCGGUCAAGGCUCGUUGUGGCCCCACAAAAUUUUCUCAUCAAGAUUGUCGAUGAAAAUGGGGCCCGCGAACACUCGUGGCGUAGGACUACAAAGGAUUGAAACAAACAUGUUUGUUGCCAACUUUGAAUUUAUGUUUUCGAGUUGUUUGCUUGUUUGUGUUCUUGGGGGAGAUUUAGGGUGAAAAAAAUGGACAACUUUUGAAGGUUUUUAUUUGUUAUGUGGUUGUUGAAUUGUUAUAUGUUAUGGGAAAAACUUUAGCUUUAAUGAGUCUUGUUUUGAUGUAGAUUCGAGAUUUGGAUUGAAAUGUGGAAGAAACUAUUCCACUAUGAUCAAUUAGAAAGCUUGAAUAGUUUUAAAGAAAAACAAGGAUACAUACUACGGGGUGUUUGGAUAAAUGGUUUUUAGUUUAUUAGCUUAUUGUUUAUUUGCUUAUUGCGGUCCGAAUAAGCAUUUUUUU
Molecule: messenger RNA, 1138 nt
Organism: Lactuca saligna
Lineage: Eukaryota; Viridiplantae; Streptophyta; Magnoliopsida; Asterales; Asteraceae
Source: the annotation of a GenBank genome assembly